CCCUUCAGUAACCUUCACUGGUGUUGCUACAUGUGUGCAAACAAGCCGUCCACUGCCGGUAACAGACCUUUAACGUGAUAAAGAAAAAUGGCUAAAUAUCUAGCACAGGUGAUUGUGAUGGGAGUACAAGUGGUAGGACGUGCUUUUGCUCGUGCCUUAAAACAAGAAUAUGCAGCCAGUCAAGCAGCAGCACAGGCGAGAAACACUGCAGGUCAGCAGUCCGCUGCAGCCUCCAGCAUCACUGGGAUGACUGUGCAAGAGGCUCAGCAAAUUCUCAACAUCUCCACACUCACCCCUGAGGAGAUUCAGAAGAACUAUGAUCACCUUUUCAAAGCCAAUGACAAGUCAGCGGGCGGUUCAUUUUACCUACAAUCAAAAGUGGUGCGGGCGAAAGAGCGUCUAGACGAGGAACUGAGUAUUCAAACGGAUCAACAAAAACAAAAGCAACAGAAUACAGAAACAUGAAAUAUAAAAUGAUACUUGCUCUCUUUUUCCUUUCCCCAUCCUCUGUAAAUUAUAACCUAAUAAAAGCCAUCACCUUUUCUCUA
Scomber japonicus (chub mackerel) is the source of this 548-nucleotide messenger RNA. It is a transcript of the gene pam16, whose product is annotated as presequence translocase associated motor 16. The coding region runs from base 88 to 465 and encodes 125 amino acids. The transcript has 5 exons. Gene Ontology annotation, biological process: protein import into mitochondrial matrix. The record is from RefSeq and is a predicted model, not a curated record. NCBI's taxonomy places the organism in Eukaryota, Metazoa, Chordata, Actinopteri, Scombriformes, Scombridae. Gene Ontology annotation, cellular component: TIM23 mitochondrial import inner membrane translocase complex.